AUGUCUGCUAUCAGGCAGGAGGCCCUUCGUCAUCUUCAGUUCGUCGAGACAAACCAAUCUUCUGUCAACACAUCCAGGGAGCACCUCGCUGAGGAGGUGUCUGCAGCGCCCCUCUUCUCAGCCAUUACACGCCAGUUAGUCGAAAGCCCAGAGUACAGACAAAACCCUACAACCCAAGCUGCUACCGGUGUCGCUAGCAGUGUCUGGCCUCAGUAUGGGUUGCUCGGUCUUCGUCUCCAGGCUGGGACGAACAUCAAAGAUGAAGGUAAUCUGGUGUACACCAAUGUCUCCGCGCCGUGGUCUGCCUUCAUUUGCGGGAGUCAAGGCAGCGGGAAGAGUCACACGCUGUCCUGCCUUCUGGAGAAUGCCCUCAUUGCGCCUUCGCCUGGCGGAAAACUCUCCUCGCCUCUCGCCGCAAUGGUACUCCAUUACGACAAGUUCACUGGAUUUUCAAGCACCCAGCUCUGCGAGGCAGCGUACCUGUACACCUCGAACAUUCCUAAACAUCUCAAUAUUACAACCAUGAAGAAGCUGAUGGGACUGAACGUUGGAGGAGAACAGCCUCUAUACAUGGAGGUUGUCACCAAGAUCCUGCGUGAAAUGGCCGAACAAAUGCAGAACGGACAGGGGUUCAGUUACCGUGCCUUCAGAGCAAAGCUUGAGCAGGAGAAAUUUUUGGGCACACAGAAUCUCCCGCUGAACAUGCGCCUGCAGGUAUUGGAGUCUUUUCUGGAGCCCCAGCCAGCUCACGGGAAGAGACCCCAGAAGAGACCGUAUUCUCCGAAUACAUGGAAGUUUGAGAGAGGCACUUUAACUAUCAUUGAUCUCAGCUGUCCUUUUGUUGGACCCGAUGACGCUUGUGCAUUGUUUAACAUCUGUGUCUCACUCUUCCUGGAGGGACGAGGCCAUGCGGGGCGUAUUAUUGCGUUGGACGAGGCCCACAAGUUCUUGGAAACCACGUCCGGCGAAGCGGUCGAAUUGACCGAGACCCUUCUUUCAAUCGUUCGUCAGCAGCGCCAUCUAGGCACCAGGGUCAUGAUUGCUACCCAAGAACCAACUGUGUCUCCGAAAUUGCUCGACCUGUGCAAUGUGACUAUUGUCCAUCGCUUCGCCUCGCCCUCAUGGUUCAAGGCAAUUGAAGGCCACAUCGCUGGUGCGGGAGUUGGAUCUUCGGAUAUCUUUCGUAAAAUUGUCCGUCUGGCUACCGGAGAGGCUUUGGUGUUUUGCCCGACUGCUCUCCUUGAUGUUGGCAUGGAGACGCUCAACGAGCCGCAUGCCAUCCAGCUGGGUCCUGGCUAUAUCCGACUUAAGGUCCGCAAGAGGUUCACAAUGGAUGGCGGGAGAAGUAUUCUGGCAUAA
Messenger RNA from Penicilliopsis zonata CBS 506.65, 1359 nucleotides. RefSeq lists its product as hypothetical. The coding region runs from base 1 to 1359 and encodes 452 amino acids. The record is from RefSeq and is a predicted model, not a curated record. The transcript is spliced from 5 exons. NCBI's taxonomy places the organism in Eukaryota, Fungi, Ascomycota, Eurotiomycetes, Eurotiales, Aspergillaceae.